AUGGCUCUAAGUCGCGAAGCCUUGGAGGCGCCCAUGACCUUGCACUGGCUGGCUUCGGACCUGGGUGUGCACAUGGCCCCCAUGCUCCGUGUGAGCCGGUCCAUGAACCAGCAAAUGAAGUCCAGGCUCGAGCACUGGCGGCCCGCCUGGCAGCGCCAGAAACAGUUCUGCCGCAUUCUGCGGCUGGCCCGGCAGUCGGCAGGGGCCCGGCCCCCCCGGCAGCUGGAGAACGCCAGGCAGAUUCAGGAGCUGGCCAAGAGCAUUCUGCGGGUCCUAGGUGCGGACACCUUCGGGCACUUCGGGCCCACGGCGAACGGCGACCUCCGGCGCAGCUUCCGCAGCAUUGCGGAGGCGGCCCAGUAUGCGACCUGCCACACGGAUGAGCAGGUCCCCGAGUCGUGGCGAAUCUUCUUCCAUGCCAGACAGGUGGCGCAGGACAUCGAGGGCCGAGGAAAUGCUUGUUUGCCAGCGGAGUUGAGGCUCCCAGAUGCCCUGCUCUGA
This is a messenger RNA of Effrenium voratum, 501 nucleotides long. Lineage: Eukaryota; Dinophyceae; Suessiales; Symbiodiniaceae. The record is from the annotation of a GenBank genome assembly.